ACUAUCUCAACGUGAGUUUGUUAUGGUGGCAUCGGGCUCGUUGCUUGAUUGCUCUUCACUCACUCACACUGGAUUAGAGAUCAUCUCACCGAGUUUUGUCGGCGCGGAGGAGUCGCGUGGCGUCCACUAAUCCACACACGGACAUUUCGACUUCACAAACACCUUCCCCGGUCAUUUAGGACUAAUAAGGACAAAAGGACGGAGGAGUUCCACCGUGGGAAUGACGGAGCCGCAGACAAACGCUUGGCACUAAUCUCGGCCAAUGACUGACACAUAAAGCAAGCAAGGGAGAUACAUUUUAUAACUGGCUGGCGUUGAGAGCAGCCUGAGGACUGCAGGCUUGGGUCUCGAAAGGAUUCAGCUCUGAAUGCUUGUAUAUCUCAGGGUUUAUUGUGUGAAUGCGUGUAGUUUUAAUGUAUCCAAACAAUAGGCAGUUUGGAGAGGGGAAGUAGGAGCUUGUAAUACACGCUUCCCUUGUGUUUGCCAGCCAGCCGGUAGGCAUAGGAAAGCUGAAGUCCUGGUUUAUACAGCUGGACACUUCUGAAGCGUUUUAAAUAAUUAGCUCUUUGCCGAUCCACGUUGAAUAAUUAAACCCCUCGUUUUACUUAACAAUUAGCUUUGGGUUUCUCUCCAGGGACUGCAGGCGCUUGUUAGUCGUUUUUAGCUCCAUAUCACUAUGGAUGAAGGACGAUAGAUGUGCAUUUUCCAGGGAAGAGCAGCUUUAUGUGUGACUUUAUAGUCUAAUGAUUUUGUUUAAGCACUGACAGAAGUUUUAAACUUCCUGCUUUAGUUUCUCGGGGUGUUAUUGUCAUAAAGAUUAUGGCAGCCGUUGUGAAUUACUCUCCUCCGUGGUGGGUUAACCUUCUCCACAGACUGCCUCACUUUAAUCUGCAAUUUGAACAAACCAGCAGUGAUUUUCGACCGGAGGACUCAUCUUACCAGCAGUCUAUCCUGCUGCUGGGCAGUGUAGCUCUGGCAUGCUUGGCCUUGGACCUCCUCUUCCUCCUCAUCUACUCCUGCUGGCUGUGCUGCCACCGUAAGAAGAGCGAUGAGCAGCCAAACGCAGACUGCUGCUGCACCGCCUGGUGCGUCAUCAUUGCCACCCUCGUCUGCAGCGCUGGCAUUGCUGUUGGUUUCUACGGGAAUGGCGAAACCUGUGAUGGCGUGAAUCGGCUUACCUACUCCCUCCGCCAUGCCAAUCGCACCGUGUCAGGAGUGGACAGACUGGUGUCAGAAAGUACAUCAGCUCAGAGCCAGACUGUGGACGAGAACCUUCGGCUACUAAAGGACGAGUAUGCAAAGCACACAGACUACCUGUCCAUCGUACAUAAACUUCAGGAUCAGCGGAGUGAGCUGGUUCGUCAGAUGACUGACAUUCCCUUUUGGAGCGAUCUCAGCAUCUCCUUGGAGGAUCUGGCAACCCAGAUUGAACUAUAUGACUGGUACCGGUGGCUGGGCUACCUGGGUCUGCUGCUGUUUGAUGUGCUCAUUUGCCUGCUGGUGCUCUUCGGCCUUAUCCGCAACUCCAAAGGAACUCUGAUUGGGGUGUGUUUUCUGGGUGUGUUGGCGCUGGUAAUCAGCUGGGGCUCACUGGGUCUGGAACUGACUGUCUCCUCGGGCUUCAGUGACUUCUGUGCGGCGCCUAACAUGUACAUGACCAAGGUGUCAGAGCAGUAUAUGCUUACCAAGAAAGAUAUCCUGCAGUAUUACCUCACAUGUAAUGUGGGUCAGGUCAACCCCUUCCAACAGAAGCUGUCAGGAAGUCACAAAGCACUGGUGGAAAUGCAGGAUGAUGUGUCAGAACUACUGCGCUCUGCAGUCCGGGAAUACCCCAAAACAAAGGGAAACCUUGAGCAAAUUCAGGGGGGUUUGAACACCACUGAAGUCGGACUGCACCAGCUCACUGCUCUUGUGGACUGCCGCAGUUUGCACAUGGAUUAUGUGCAGGCAUUGACUGGAGUGUGUUAUGAUGGACUGGAGGGUCUGAUCUACCUGGUGCUGUUCUCAUUCAUCACAGCUCUCAUGUUCACCUCUGUCGUCUGCAGUGUGCCACACACAUGGCAUGGCAAAAGUACUGAAAAUUCUGACUUGACCAGCAUCCCUGCAGGAGCACACACUGUCAGCAACGCUCCUGUUACGGAGUACAUGACCCAGAAUGCAAACUUCCAGAACCCUCGCUGUGAGAACACCCCUCUGAUCGGGAGAGAAUCUCCUCCUCCAACUUACACAUCCAGCAUGAGGGCCAAGUACCUGGCCAACACCCGGCCCGACCCCAACAGCAGCACCUCAGCAAACUAGAGGAACACCGUCUUCUUUCCCUUCAGUCUAAAGCUCCCACUCACCCACAUGUUGUUCCCACAGCCCAGACCGGUUUCACCCCAGGCCCACCCAUCCAGCCAUGUUGAUCUUUGAUGCGUGCUCUCCAACCCAGCUGACAAAGGACGUCCCUGCAUCAUGUAAAUACUACUGUCAGAGCAAUUUUCCAGAGGCCUCUUGUGCUGUUUCCAGAUGGCCGGUUCAGUUCAGGCAGCUAGUAGGGUUACUCUCAGCCCUGAGUGCUUGUGUGUGAGCGUCUGUAAUGAGUAUGAACUUCAUUACCUACAGAUGCAUUGAGUAACGUGUGUGUGUGUGUUGAUCCAAGCUGCCCUUGCUCAUUUGUGGUGCUCUUGCCAGAGGUCCAGAAAUGGUCCAGAACUGAAGAACUGGACUGGGUUUAACGCCCAUAACCCUACAUUCCUGCGUAGCCUCUGUCUGGUCAUUUGAAGUAAUGUGACCUUCUCCAUUUGCAGGACCUACUGCCACAUCCCGACUCUACCGUUUACAUCAGUGGCAUUUACUUUAAUAUAACUGAACCGAUCUAAUCUGAACAGCGUGAGAGCAAUGAGAAUUUUCCCAGAAUUCGGUAAUUGGGUUCCACUUGUUUAGGCUAGCCAUCGAGUGUACAUCAGUUGCAGUGAAUUAUGGAAGUGAGUGUACUCGAUUAUGUUCACUAUAGUUUCGGACACCAAAUAGUGCACUAUAUUUCAGACACAGCCCAAGUUUCUCGUCAAAAAGUUGCUUUUUCAUGACUCUAAUGGACCUUAAAGAUAAAAAUCUGACUGUGGAAGUUUAUGGACAUGCUUGCUUUAGCAAACAUGCUGCGUUACGGAUUCCAGUGUAAUGCAUGAAAUCAAGCUCGAGUUAGCUAGCUUUUGCAUUUUUGUACUUGUGCAUAGUAUGUUUCAGGCCUAAAUCUGUAGCAUACACUGGUUGUGAGGAGAAGAUAUUCUUGGAUUUUUCAUCUCGUUUACAGGCUUGAGUUUUCAGUGAGAAAUUAUGGUUUGUAGAUGUUUACCUAUUGAAAUUCUUGUUGGGUUCUUCUCAAUACACAUGGACUGAAUGAAACCAACUACUCAUUUAACUGGGCUGUAUCCACUGCCAUUACUGGAAAACCUGGACAAGCAGAGCUGGACAAACCAGCCUAACAAAGAGGAAGUUGAGGAAAACCUCAUCAGAUUGUUGACCAAACCUGGAUUUUGACCAAACGCUGAUGAUCUGGACAACCUCAAACUGCUUUUAUAUCCAAGAACUUUCAGUCUGAAUUCAACAGAACUCUAAAAUUGUUUAGUCUGAUGCUGGGAUCGCAUCUGAACAUUACAUUUGUCCUAAUACUGUUCAAACAUGGAGACACUGGCACCAGCUUGCACAAUUUGUCAUGGCUUAUCUGUUCUAGGAAAGAAGCUGGGAGAAGUUCAUUGUAGUGUACACAAUGUAAACUUAACAUUUGGACCUUAACUUUGCUGAUCAGUUUAGUCCUCAGGAAAGGGGACACUAAUAUGGCGGGAAGUAAAGUCAUCAGUGUCCUAUCUUUUUGUUGUUGUUUUUUUUCAUUCAAAGAAAUGGAAGAGAGCUGCAAGCCUCGGUAAAUUGUGCUGUAAUUCAAUGUGACUUCCAAAGCCCGCAAUUUCCUGGCCUUGUUGCUUCUGUACCACAAAUUGCUUUCAUUCCCAGAGUUGAGGGGAAACUUGCCAUCCCUGAAGAGGACGUAAAAGUGAUGUGCUGUCAUCCAGAAUAUUUUCCCCUUGAUGAGAGCACAGACACACAGGAGGCUGGCAUCCGAUCAGGGUGAACUCCCUUUCUCCUCAAGAGACCUCUCUCUGAUGUUAUAGACCGAGUCUAGUAUGAACACGUCUCCCCUCUGGACCUUAUAAAGUGGUGCCAAUGUUCUCAUAUCAUGGGCAUCUUUGGUCCCACCUUCACACACACCUCAUACUGCCAUCAUCUCAACUUCAGGACACCAAAUCCAGUUCAUAUCCUUACCAUUACAGGGCUCAACAAAAAGCAUU
Messenger RNA from Sinocyclocheilus rhinocerous, 4325 nucleotides. It is a transcript of the gene ttyh3a, whose product is annotated as tweety family member 3a. Bases 820 to 2298 code for a protein of 492 amino acids. The record is from RefSeq and is a predicted model, not a curated record. Gene Ontology annotation, cellular component: plasma membrane. Gene Ontology annotation, molecular function: intracellularly calcium-gated chloride channel activity; volume-sensitive chloride channel activity. Lineage: Eukaryota; Metazoa; Chordata; Actinopteri; Cypriniformes; Cyprinidae. The transcript is spliced from 15 exons.